This is a messenger RNA of Penicillium longicatenatum, 1773 nucleotides long. RefSeq names its product proline--tRNA ligase. Gene Ontology annotation, molecular function: ATP binding; proline-tRNA ligase activity. NCBI's taxonomy places the organism in Eukaryota, Fungi, Ascomycota, Eurotiomycetes, Eurotiales, Aspergillaceae. Gene Ontology annotation, cellular component: aminoacyl-tRNA synthetase multienzyme complex; cytoplasm. The record is from RefSeq and is a predicted model, not a curated record. Gene Ontology annotation, biological process: prolyl-tRNA aminoacylation. The transcript is spliced from 5 exons. Bases 1 to 1773 code for a protein of 590 amino acids.
AUGGCCGACCAGAACCCCAGCGAUGCUGCCGCCCCCGGCGCUGCUGCCCCCCAAACCCUGCCUGACCGCACUCAACCCCCCGCCGAUAACGCGAAUGAGUCUAAGAAUGCCGCCAAGAAGGCCGCAAAGGCUGCCAAGAUGGCUGCAGACAAGGCCGCAAAGGCCGCAAACAAGGGAAACGCUAAGCAGGAGCCCAAGAAGGCCCCUAAGAAGAAGGUUGAGGGCGCUGCUUUGAUCGGAAUUGAUGUCUCGAAGGAGGAGGAUUUCCCUGGAUGGUACUCUCAGGUUCUCACCAAAGGUGACAUGCUUGACUACUAUGAUGUGUCUGGCUGCUUCAUUCUGAAGCCCGCCUCGUACUUCAUCUGGGAGGAGAUCCAGCAAUACUUCAACCUCCGUAUCAAGAAGAUGGGUGUGAAGAACUGCUCCUUCCCACUCUUUGUGUCUGAGGAUGUGCUGCAGCGUGAGAAGGAUCACAUUGAGGGAUUCGCUGCUGAGGUCGCCUGGGUGACUCAUGCUGGAUCUACCCCUCUCGAGAAGAAGAUUGCCAUUCGUCCCACCUCUGAGACUGUCAUGUACCCCUACUACGCCAAGUGGAUUCGCUCUCAUCGCGACCUGCCUUUGCGCCUGAACCAAUGGAACUCCGUUGUGCGAUGGGAGUUCAAGAACCCCCAGCCCUUCCUGCGAACCCGUGAGUUCUUGUGGCAGGAGGGCCACACCGCUCACUUGACCGAGGCUGCUGCUCGUGAGGAGGUGCUCCAGAUCCUGGACUGGUACGCUGAUAUUUACUCUGAGCUCCUUGCUGUCCCUGUCGUCAAGGGUCAGAAGACUGAGCGUGAGAAGUUCGCCGGAGGUCUCUACACCACUACUGUGGAAGGCUACAUCCCCGCCACUGGCCGUGGUAUCCAAGGUGGUACUUCCCACGGUCUGGGCCAGAACUUCAGUAAGAUGUUCAACAUUACCGUUGAGGACCCCUCUGCCAAGCCUGAUGAGAAGAAGCCUGCCCUCAAUGUCUGGCAGAACUCCUGGGGUCUGUCGACCCGUACCCUGGGUGUCAUGGUUAUGAUCCACAGUGACAACAAGGGUCUUGUUCUGCCCCCUCGCAUCGCUGAGACCCAGGUUGUCAUUGUUCCCGUCGGUAUUACUGCCAAGACUACUGAUGAGGAGCGUGAGAAGCUUAACGCCGAGGUUGACGGCCUUGUUGCCGUUCUCGAAGCUGCCGGCGUCCGCGCCGAAAGCGACAAGCGCACUGAGUACUCCCCCGGCUGGAAGUUCAACCAGUACGAACUCCGCGGUGUGCCUUUGCGCCUGGAGUUCGGCCCCGGCGAGUCUGCCGGCCACUUCGUCACUACCGCCCGACGUGACAUCCCUGGAAAGGAUGGCAAGGGCUCUAUCCCCAUUCCCGAGCUGGCUACUGCCGUCCCUGCUCUCUUGGACACCAUCCACAAGGAUCUGUACACUCGUGCCGAUGCCGUGUUCAAGGCUCACCGCAAGCAGAUCACUAACUGGGACGAGUUCGUUCCGGAGUUGAACCAGAAGAACCUUCUCAUUGUUCCCUCGUGUCUGACUGAGGAAUGUGAGGAUCAGAUCAAGGAUAUGAGUGCCCGCAAGGCCGAGGAGGACUCUGGUGAAGCUGAGGACUCCAAGGCCCCCUCCAUGGGUGCCAAGUCACUGUGUAUUCCCUUCGAGCAGCCCACUGAGGCCCUUGGUGCCUGCAUCAACCCCAAGUGCAAGAACCCCGCCCAGAAGUGGUGCAUGUUCGGCCGCUCUUACUAA